Nerophis lumbriciformis (worm pipefish) is the source of this 741-nucleotide messenger RNA. The record is from RefSeq and is a predicted model, not a curated record. Lineage: Eukaryota; Metazoa; Chordata; Actinopteri; Syngnathiformes; Syngnathidae.
AUGUCCAGUUCGGAGCCGAUGCCCGUCGACGAGACAUCCAAAGUCGUCCUUUGCGUCGAGGACCUCACCAAGGUCUAUCGCAUGGGCGAAGUCGACGUGAAUGCGCUUCGGGGGGUCUCCGUUUCCCUGGAAGAGAGCGAACUGAUGGUGUUGCUCGGGGCCUCGGGCAGCGGCAAGUCGACGCUACUGAAUAUCAUUGGCGGGCUCGACGUUCCGACGACCGGCCGCGUCCGGUAUCGCGAUCAAGACCUCACGGCUGCCGACGACGCGGCGCUAACGCUUUAUCGGCGCGAACAUGUCGGGUUCAUCUUUCAGUUCUACAACCUAAUCCCCAGCCUGACUGCGCGAGAGAACGUCGCACUGGUCACCGAGAUAUCGACCAACCCAAUGGCGCCCGAAGAUGCGUUGGAGCUCGUGGGGCUCGCCGAACGAAUCGACCAUUUUCCUGCGCAGCUUUCGGGCGGCGAGCAGCAGCGGGUGGCGAUCGCUCGCGCGGUGGCCAAGCAGCCGGAAGUUUUGCUGUGCGACGAACCGACGGGUGCACUCGACUUUAGAACCGGCGUCCUCGUGUUGGAGGUGCUCGCGCGUAUUAACCGCGAGUUCGGAACGACGACGGCGGUCAUCACGCACAACGCGCCGAUCGCGGCCAUGGCCAACCGGGUCGUGACGCUCGCCGACGGAAGUAUUCAAAGCGACGUGCGAAACGAAACGCUGGUCGCACCUUCGGAGAUUCGCUGGUGA